AUGAGCUCAAAGCGGUUUUUCAAUAUACUUCAUUUUGGAGAAAAUGCUGAAAAUAAAAAAAUUAAAAAGGAUAAUACUGGACGAGGGGGAGAAGAGGGACUGAGGGCAGAGCAACAUUCCGCUGAAGCAGGUGAAGCAGGUGAAGCAGGUGAAGCAGAUGAAGCAGUUGUAGCAAAUGAAGCAGUUGUAGCAGAUGAAGCAACCGAAACAGCCGAAACAGCUGGAGCAGCCGAAACGGCAUCGAGACAGAUAGACGUGGAUGAAUCGAGGGACACUUCAAACCAAACCUCAGAUGUAGGAAGUGGUAAGGGGUGUGUAGAGGCAACUGAAAACCAUAUAAAUGUUGGAAAUAUGGAUGAGAAUAAAUCGAAAGAUGGAAUUAUCCAAAGGAAAGGAAAAUCAGAUACACAUCUAUGGAAUUGUAAGAACAAAGGUACCAAUGAGUCAUGCACAAAUCAGUUAAAUAAUGUCCCGAAUGAUGAGAAUAAAAAUGGUUGGAAGUAUGGAACUGAUGGUAGAGGUGCUGUUGUUGACGAUAAGGGAAAAGGUUCAUCUGAAGAGAUCUCAAAUAAUGAGGAGCAACCUAGCGCCCAUGUACAAGGAAAAGAAACAGAUAAGGAUUACUUAAGGAGAAUAGAAGGAGAAAAUGCAAAUUAUGAUGCUGAAGGAAGUAAUAAAAAUGAUCAAGAAAAUAAACCUGAAGGAACGAUUCAAAGUGAUAUGGCUGAAAAGGAGACAUUGAAUGAAAUGCCCAAGUUGUCGAAUAUUGAAAUAAUGAAGAAAAAUAAAAAAGAUAAACUCGAAUUGGGUGAAGCUAUAGAAAUAUCAAAAAUGGUUCCCCAGAAAAGAAACAUACAAGAAAUGGAGAAGUUGGAACCAGAAUUAUCAAAUAUAAAUGAGAGUGACACGAAGGACAACUCAGUAGAAGUAGGAGGGGGAGGAAGAGGAUCUACCAAUAUCAGUAGCAACGUGUUAGCGAAUAACUUAAAUAAACAACCAUCCAAGGGAAAAGUUCAAAAUGUGCAUAAAAAUGGGGACAAUAAUGCAAAGCAAGAGGUUAAUACAUGUGCAAACUUGAUUAAUAAUAAUGUUACUAUGAAUGUAAGUGCAAGUACUGAUGGAAAUAGUAGCCAUCGUCAAUAUAAGGAACAACAGGGUGAUGUGAAGGAGGGUCAGAUAGAGAGUAAAGAAAAUAUGCAAAAUAAAAGUAAUGUACAAAUUCCGUACAACAGUGUAAAUGGUGAGAGAUUCUUAACGAAUGGAAUGAAUAAUGCUUCGAAUGUAUACCUCCCAAAUGGAGUACAUAUGAAUAGUUAUUACGACAUGUACAAUUAUGGUUACUCCAGUGGGGUGAGGGGGAGUUCUCCUAUGUCUACUGGGAUUGCAGACAGUGGAAACGUUUCAUCUGUUGGGGGAAUGAUAAACCUUGGGAACACGACAAACUUGAGUAACACAAAUUAUAAUAACAACUAUUAUUACUACUACAGCAUGUACGAUGAUUAUAACAUAGGGAUGGAAGAAGAUAUGAUGAAAGCAUAUGGGUACUGUUCUAUACUUAACAAAAGCAUCGAAUUGAUGAAAAAAAGUGAUAAAGUAAAAGAGAUUUUAAAGCGCCCAGCAAAAUUACAGGUUACACAAGAAGAGUUGAACAAGGUAGAAUACACAGAAGGGAGUGAUCAGUAUAACAUUUGGUUUGGAAAGUAUGUGAUAGAUAAAUAUGAUAAAAGUUUCAAGGGUCCGAGCAAUAGUACCAUUAGUAGUAGUGGUUGUCCAAGCGGUACCCAGCGAUUUGUUGCAAAGUAUAAAUGUAAACCUUCAAGAGAUUCUGGAUACACAAAAGCAGAUAAGAAUCUGACGAGUAAGCAAUUUUUUUGCAUAUAUUUUGCACGAGGUUGUUGUGCAUAUGGUCAUAAUUGUCUAUAUAGACAUCGGAUUCCAAAUGAAAAUGAUGAAAUUCAGUUUGAAACUACUGUUGAUAUAUUUGGACGAGAAAAAUUUAGUACCUUUAAGGAAGAUAUGACAGGUGUUGGGAAUUUCAAUAGUGAUUGCAGAACCCUCUUUAUCGGGAGUCUUCACAUAGACAAUUUUAAUGAAGUUCCUUUAAUUGAAAAAAUUUUAUAUGAUGAAUUCAGUAACUUUGGAAAUAUUGACUAUGUCAGAUUUAUACCUUAUAAAAAUAUAGCAUUUGUUCAGUAUACAAACAGAGUAAAUGCUGAAUUUGCAAAAGUGGCCAUGGCCGAUCAGCCCAUAGAAAAUCACUCCACUGCACUAACUAUUAAAUGGGCAUUUGAACUCAGGAGCACUCCCCACCAUUCCUUUCAGUAUUAUACAAACCCAUACGUUUAUAACCAGAGCCCCUUAGUCUCCUCAACCUGGCAGGAAUACGUCACUCAGCAGCAGCAGCAGCAGCAGCAGCAGCAACUGCACCAGCAACUACAGCACCAGCAACUGCACCAGCAGCAACUACAGCACCAGCAGCAUCAGCAGAAGAACCAUUUUGGUUUAUGCCACCCGUUUGGUUCACCCCAUUAG
Messenger RNA from Plasmodium gonderi, 2532 nucleotides. RefSeq names its product RNA-binding protein. NCBI's taxonomy places the organism in Eukaryota, Apicomplexa, Aconoidasida, Haemosporida, Plasmodiidae. The record is from RefSeq and is a predicted model, not a curated record. The coding region runs from base 1 to 2532 and encodes 843 amino acids. Gene Ontology annotation, cellular component: Prp19 complex; U2-type catalytic step 2 spliceosome; U2-type catalytic step 1 spliceosome. The transcript has a single exon. Gene Ontology annotation, molecular function: U6 snRNA binding; metal ion binding; pre-mRNA binding.